AUGGUUCUACAAAGGAUAGGAUGCCCCCCAAUCCUGCGACAACUCAUCUUCUCAUUCCACGAGGAUAUGAAAGGGACUGUCCAGUUCGAUGAUAGAACAUCAGACAGCUUUGAUAUCAGAGGAGGAGUCAAACAGGGCUGCAUACUUGCACCAACUCUCUUUGGCAUCUUCUUUGCCAUGCUUCUAGAAUAUGCCUUCCGCACAUCACCUGGGGAUGUGUUUCUUCACUGGAGAACGGACGGAUCUCUUUUCAACAUUACAAGACUGAAAGCUAAGACGAAGAUUUCAUCAUCUCUCUUAAGAGACCUGCUUUUUGCAGACGACGCAGCACUGGUUGCGCAUAAUGGAAAUACGCUGCAGAUAAUGAUGAACCAUCUCACGCAUGCUUGUCAAGCGUUUUCAUUAAUCAUCAGUGUUAAGAAGACCGCGACACUCACCCAAACUGGUACACCAACAGCGACCAUCACUCUAGACAACAGCCCUUUGCAGACGGUUGAAAAAUUCUGCUACCUGGGUUCAACCAUCACCACCUCAACAUCUCUAGAUGAGGAGCUUAAUGCUAGGAUAGGAAAGGCAGGAACAUCCUUUGGCAAACUGAACAAGAGAGCAUGGAAUAACAAAAUGCUGACUCUUAGAACAAAGAUCAAAAUAUAUGAAGCAUGUGUCCUUAGCUCGCUUCCUUACGGAGCCGAGACAUGGACCUUGUACUCAAGUCAAGAGAAGCGUCUCAACACUUACCAUCUCAGAUGUCUGAGGAAGAUCAUGGGCAUCAGCUGGGAGGACAGGAAGACCAACUCAGAAGUCCUGGAACUAGCAGGUCUCCCAAGCAUGUUUACCAUACUAGGAAAACGGAGGCUCAGAUGGCUGGGUCACUUAAGAAGAAUGGACGACAGCCGAAUACCCAAGCAGCUACUGUAUGGUGAGAUGGCACAAGGCACCCGGCCGAGAGGAAGGCCCAAACUUCGAUUCAAGGACAAAUGCAAGAGCACCUUGACAAAAUUCAACAUCAACCCGUCAAAGUUUGAGGACACGGCAGAUGGUCGCACUGCCUGGAAAUCCACCCUGACGGCUGGAGCCAAACACAACGAGAACAACAUCAUCUCAGCUGCUGCUCAAAAAAGACAAGCAAGAAAGGAAAACCCACCAGUACCCUGCGGUGCACUCACGGAAGAAUAUUUCUUUUACAAAAAUGAUUGUAGAGGUAAACGCAAUGGGCCACAGAAUGAAAAGUUGGAGAACCACUUCAAUUGA
Messenger RNA from Penaeus chinensis, 1251 nucleotides. RefSeq lists its product as uncharacterized. The record is from RefSeq and is a predicted model, not a curated record. Lineage: Eukaryota; Metazoa; Arthropoda; Malacostraca; Decapoda; Penaeidae. Bases 1 to 1251 code for a protein of 416 amino acids. The transcript has 2 exons.